AUGCUAAUUUUCAGGAGUUUGCAGCAACAACAACGAUAUGAAAGAGAAGUGGCCCUUGCUGAGAUUGAAAACAGCCGUAAGAUGUUACUUGAUAAGCUCAAUGAGUACAAAGGGAAGGAUUUGGAAGUCAUACAUGAAGCUUCUGCUUUUGCUUGUGAAACAGUAGAGCCUAACAAUGAUCUCCUGCUGCCUCCAUAUCCAAGCCGGCCUCCAAAGUCCCUUUGUCUGGAGAAUGGCUAUCUGCCACCGUUUCCUAAGUCUUUACGGAAUGGAAAAAUCACCAGUGAUCCAACAAAUGAAGUGAAGAAGAAUGUGAGCGAGUCAGCAAGAGGUCAAAGCCAAUCUGGGUCCCAAGAUUCAAGAAAAGGGUUGGGAUUUUUUGUAGGCGCAGCAGGCAAGACGGUGCUUACUCUUGUUGGUUUGGUUUCUGUAUUAAGCAUGUCUGGGUUUGGACCCAAUUUUGCAAAAAAAGAUGCCCUUUUCAAGGUUUUGGGCUUGUUUCAGCAACCAGCAGCUGAGAAAAGGAGAUCUAAUAUUCAAUGCCCACCUGGGAAAGUCCUAGUUGUUGAAAACGGAGAAGCUCGGUGUCUUGUGAAAGAGAGAGUUGAAGUACCAUUCUCCUCAGUUGUUGCAAAACCAGAUGUAAACUAUGGGUGUGUUAAUAAGUUGAAGAAUAACCUAAUGAGCAUGAACUCCUUGGAAGGAAGAGGGUUCAGCGAAGAGCAAGAGGCUCUGGUGGUUAAGUCAUGGAAUGCAAUGAAGCCUAAUGCUGGGGAAUUGGGUCUCAAAUUCUUCUUGAAGAUAUUUGAGAUUGCACCAUCAGCUCAGAAGCUCUUCUCUUUCUUGAAAGACUCAAAUGUUCCUCUUGAACGAAAUCCAAAGCUCAAGUCCCAUGCCACGUCUGUCUUCCUCAUGACUUGUGAAUCAGGAGUGCAACUCCGGAAAGCCGGCAAAGUUACUGCGAGAGAAUCAAGCUUGAAAAGGCUGGGUGCUGUACACUUCAAGCAUGGGGUGGUCGAUGAACAUUACGAGGUGACGAAGUUUGCGCUGCUGGAAACAAUAAAGGAAGCGGUGCCGGAAAUGUGGUCACCGGAGAUGAAGAAUGCAUGGGGAGAAGCUUAUGAUCAGUUGGUUGCUGCUAUCAAAUCUGAAAUGAAGCCUUCGUCUUAAUUAGUUAGACUUUUUGAGAUUUAAAUUAGUUAAUAAGCUUGAAAUAAUCUGUGAGAAAUCGCAAGCGUUAUGUAUGUGACUGACUACAUAUGCUUGGGAGCUAGCAGCUAGCAUGUGUGUUUUAGGGUUCGUUCAUUAUUUUGGUUUACAUGUGAAAUAUUAAUGCAAUUUUAAUUAUCUUCUAGCU
This is a messenger RNA of Corylus avellana, 1357 nucleotides long. It is a transcript of the gene HB1, whose product is annotated as hemoglobin 1. Lineage: Eukaryota; Viridiplantae; Streptophyta; Magnoliopsida; Fagales; Betulaceae. The record is from RefSeq and is a predicted model, not a curated record. Gene Ontology annotation, molecular function: oxygen binding; heme binding.